Messenger RNA from Cyprinus carpio (common carp), 1659 nucleotides. RefSeq names its product leukotriene B4 receptor 1-like. Gene Ontology annotation, biological process: G protein-coupled receptor signaling pathway. Gene Ontology annotation, cellular component: membrane. Gene Ontology annotation, molecular function: G protein-coupled receptor activity. NCBI's taxonomy places the organism in Eukaryota, Metazoa, Chordata, Actinopteri, Cypriniformes, Cyprinidae. The record is from RefSeq and is a predicted model, not a curated record.
CUCCACAGUGAGGUAAACUGACUCACCCAAACUGUCAGAAAUUCAUGAGUGUAAACACAAACCGUGAUUGCGUCCAGUUUUUACAGAAGUCAUAUAUCUGAAUUCCUAGUUGUGAUGCUCCUCCCAUGCUAACGUACACUCUUUUUUGAAGUCAGUCACUUCAGAUGUUUUUCUUUUCUGUGCUUGAGAGUUCUGUUUUUCUCAGCUUCCACAAAAGGGAAGUGAGUUUUGCUGAAGCAGGUUUUCUAGCUCAGUGGUUAGAUGUAUAGCAGACUCGAGUGGACAGAGAGGGAAUCAUGAACGCUACGGCUUAUUUUCCGGAGGAUGAGGAGACCGAGCUAGGCUUGGUGGGGGCCUCUGUGAUCCUGGGGGUGUGUUUCCUGGUGGGCACACCUGGGAACCUGCUGGUGGUGUGGACCAUCUUGAAGCAUGUGAAGCAGCGUUCACAUACGGUGCGUCUCAUCCUCCACCUGGCAGUCGCAGAUCUUCUGGUGCUGGUCACUCUGCCGCUGUGGAUCUACUCGCUGGCCCGUUCCUGGGUGUUUGGAGAGGCUGCCUGCAAAGCCAUGGUGUACAUCAUCAAUGCCUGUAUGUACAGCAGCGUCUUCAUCAUCACUGUCAUGAGUGUGGAGCGCUUCCUAGCCAUCAGAUACCCCUUAAAGAUGCUGUACUGGCAAAAUAGGAUGUCCAUGUCCAGAAUUGUGACAGUGACCUGGACCCUGUCAUUCAUUUUGGGGAUUCCCGUCAUCCUAACCCAGAAUAUCGAUAAAGAUGGUGAUGGAGUGAAACAUUGCUUCUCCCGGGAGUACAGCUCUAUGUUCUUUGAAGUCUUUUGUAUGUGUUUGGAGACUCUGCUUGGCUUCGUUAUUCCAUUUCUCACACUUGCGAUCUGCUACUGUCAGGUUGCCGUACAGCUCAGAAAGGUGCGCUUUAGGACCAAGAAAACAGCCUUUCUCAUUUGUGGAGUGGUCGUGGCCUUCAUUGUGUGUUGGUUACCUCACCACAUCCUCAAUGUCGUAGAGAUUGUGGUUCUUCUAGUAGGACAAUCAGAUGAAUGGUCUCCUAUCCCAAAUAGUGUUGUCUUCAUUUCUGGAGCUCUGGCAUUUAUCAGUAGCUCAGUAAACCCUGUGCUGUAUGCAUUUGCGGCUAAAAACUUACAUGGAAGUCUGAAGAAGUCUGGGAUAGUGAAGCUGUUUCAGGACUUAACAACACAAACACAGCAAGGCUUCUCACAGGAUUCUGGACUGCAGGACGGAAAGAUCCUUGAAGACCUCAAUGGUGGUGAACAAGAGGGAUCUCACAGAUCUCUGAGUAACUGUUAGACUUAUUAGAAAUGUUGAUAUUUUCUUAAUGGUCAACUUUAUUUAAAAAUCAUAAUAUUUCUGUUUGUUAUUAGUCAAAAAUGUUUAAAUGACAUGAUAUUCGUCUGUUUUUAUGGUCAAAAAUUUAAAUUACAUAACACUUUGAUUUUUAAUUGGUGAUACUUGUUUAAAUUCCACAAUAUCUCAAAUAUUUGUGAUCAAAGUUGUUUAAAUGCCAUUACAUUUACAUUUUUUUAGUCAAAGUUGUUUAAAUGCCAUUAUAGGUGAUUUUUUUAAUUGUUAAAGUUGUUUAAAUGUCAUAAUUCUUAAUACAGAGGAGAAAAUUGGUUUAAAAAUA